Molecule: messenger RNA, 321 nt
Organism: Dibothriocephalus latus
Lineage: Eukaryota; Metazoa; Platyhelminthes; Cestoda; Diphyllobothriidea; Diphyllobothriidae
Source: the annotation of a GenBank genome assembly
GCUCCCUACGUACAGGGUUUGUUGGAGGCCAUGAGUUCAAAUCCCGAGACUCUGGAACUGUUGAUGAGCAACAACCCCUUUUUCGCCAGCGCCGAUCCCAACACCCGGAGUCAGAUGCAACGCAUGAUUCCCCAGCUGGCGCGCCAGAUGAAUCAGCCCGGAUUCCGCAAUAUGCUGACCAAUCCCCGAGCUCUGCGGCUGUAUAAUUCGUGGCUGGCCAACGAGAUUUGCGGCAAUAUGAGGGUGCUCUGUUUCGCCCCGCCUCAUUGUAUGGUGAGGGACAUGCGCUAUGUAAUACCACUGUGGCUUUUUGCUAGUUAG